This is a messenger RNA of Ilex paraguariensis (yerba mate), 2167 nucleotides long. Lineage: Eukaryota; Viridiplantae; Streptophyta; Magnoliopsida; Aquifoliales; Aquifoliaceae. The record is from the annotation of a GenBank genome assembly.
AGGUGGGCCCCUAAACAAAGAAUAUAUCUAACCGUGUUGAUAGGGGGGCCUUACUACCAUCCAACAAAUCACAUCAUUUGGGUGCUUCCUUUUCCAGAGAUAUAUGUAUUUCACCCUUUUCUGGCUGUCUCUAAAACAGAUGAAAUGAAAUGAAAUGAAGCCACAAAAGAAGAGUUAAGAGAUAAGUACACCUUGGCUUUGCUUUUCUUUCUAGUUAUGAUGUCAGGAAGGAGGAGGAGGAGGAGGGGGGUCUUCUUGCUUGUAAGCCAAAGAUUUCUUCUACUAAUUGUAUUGUGCGUAACAAGUAGGUGCUGCAAAGCCCAGCAAAAGAAUGAUCAGAACUGCACUUCGUCUUGCGGGAAUAUCCAUGACAUACACUACCCUUUCCGGCUGGAAGACGAUCCCCAGCACUGUGGUCUUCCCGACUACCAACUUGCCUGCAACAACAAUCGCACUAUACUAUACCUUAAAACUGAUCCUUAUGCAGGGUACGACUACAAAUUCAACUACUCCUACUACGUGGAGGCAAUCACUUAUGACAACUUCUCGAUUCGACUUGUUGAUCCCGGUCUAGACAAGGAUAAUUGCUCUUCUCUUUCAAUUCAAUCUGUCUCACCAUAUGCUCUAUAUUUCGGAUUCUCCACAAAUCCCGUAAAUAGGAGUGGAUAUGUGGACGCUAGCUUUUGUGAUAAAAGAAACACUACUUCCACCUCCAACACUACUUCACCAUCUCCGUUGCAAAAUCAUAAUUAUGUGGUACGAGAAGACAUGGAUAUCUCGCAAUUGGAGGACUCCUGCAGCAUCGGCAAUAUGGUUAUGACAUCAGCAAAUAUCUUAUGGCCCGCGACGGAAGGCAACAUUUCUUUUUCAGACUUAUAUGACGGGCUUGCAUAUGGGUUUGAGCUUUUAUGGUAUCGCGUCUAUUGUGGACAGUGUGAAGCAAGAGGCGGCUAUUGCCUUCUCGGAUUUGAGGACAAUGUUGUCCAUUGCUCAGGGGGCGGAGCCAGAACCAACACCAGAACUAGAAUCAGAAAUAUAUUGAGAAAUGUAUUAUUAGGUGAGCACAUUUAAUCAGCAAAAUUUUAAUUUUUUUUUCUCAUCAAUAAAAGUAUUGUGGUAAAAAUAUUUCCUUUUUUUUAUUUACAUCCUGUUGCAUGUUUAAAGAUUCAUCAAAUACAAAAAGGUUAAACACCAAUAUACGUAGUCUAUGCAAACAAUACUCAAUAAAAAAAUGCUAAUUAUAAGCUUUUACAAAAAAUGAGACUAAUUACAAUAAACCCUGACAACUGAUAACGUUAUUAAUAAUGUUAUCAAAAAUGUCUUUCUCUAUAUAAGUAAUUAAGUUAAUAGUAAUCAAUUUCAGGCUAAAUUUGCAUAAAUUUUAAGAAAUUAUAGCAAUUUUAAACAAUUACGAAUAAUAUAAGAUUGUAAGAAAUUUGCAUAAUGUAUUUCUGUUUCUCAUAUUAUUUUUCCUUCUCAUUUUUUUUUGCUGGGGACAUGAUAAAAUUAAGUUAUAAGUUUUUAUCGUAAUAAGGUGGUGGAAAGAGAAGUGUUUGGACUGGAUUCUUCAAACGGGCUUUACUGAGCAUUUUUAUUUUUUACUCCUUCUUUCCCUGGUUUUAAUUAUAAGGUUUUCAGCAAGAUGGAAAAACUCAAAAGGAAAAUCAUAGUCAAAAUCAUAAAUAUAUGGUAUUUCUUAAAAGUAAUGGCAGUAAAUUAUAAUGUCAUUUCAGUUUGUGUUAAUGAGAAAUAAAAAAGCUAUAGUGUUACAAAAUUCUGUUGCUAGUAAUAUCAACUAAACAAGAUUAUCAACUUACAAAACAUGUCAGAUCUAUCUUGAGAGCACGAUAAUCUUACUAAAAAUCUCCUAAAUAUCAUAGUAUCAAGUGUUUGAGUUUUUCUAUUUUCAGUUCUAACAUUUUUCAUUUUGGUUUGCUGACAUUGUUUAUGUUUGGAAAAUGUAGGCUUGCUUGGGUGGUUGAUUUGUGAGUAUUCUCUCUAUUCUUUUCUCCUUUUCUUUCAUGUUUAUAAGCCUCUUCCUAUAACUUUUUUAACAUCUUAUCUUUGGUGUUGCUCUCUUUUGGAAUUUCUGACAGAUGUUUUCACUCUAGUAUACAAACCAAUCGGAUGGAUUAUUGCAGCAAGGUCUUUCUGUGGGAUUUCAUUU